Molecule: messenger RNA, 1461 nt
Organism: Erigeron canadensis
Lineage: Eukaryota; Viridiplantae; Streptophyta; Magnoliopsida; Asterales; Asteraceae
Product: ammonium transporter 2 member 5-like
Exons: 3
Coding region: 1-1461 (486 amino acids)
Biological process (GO): ammonium transmembrane transport
Cellular component (GO): plasma membrane
Molecular function (GO): ammonium channel activity
Source: RefSeq, a predicted model, not a curated record
AUGAGUUAUUCACCACCAGCGCCCUUCAAUAUAACCACGUUUGCCUUGCCUCCGAACUUGGAACCUAACGACGCCAGCCCAGACUGGUUGAACAAGGGUGACAACGCGUGGCAGCUUGUAGCUGCAACGCUUGUUGGACUUCAGAGUGUUCCAGGGCUGAUCAUCUUGUACGGUGGAGCCGUCAAGAAGAAAUGGGCUGUCAAUUCGGCUUUUAUGGCUCUGUAUGCAUUUGCAAUGGUUCUUGUUUGUUGGGUUUUAUGGGGUUAUAGACUUUCUUUUGGGGACAAACUUAUUCCCAUUUGGGGAAAGCUUGAUGUUGCUGUAGAGCAAAAGUUUCUUUUAGAAAGGGCGUUUGUUGGAAUGUUUCCAAACGCAACUAUGGUCUUUUUUCAGUUUGUUUUCGCUGCUAUCACUUUGAUUCUGAUAGCAGGUGCAGUUUUGGGACGGAUGAAUUUUUACGCGUGGAUGUUAUUUGUUCCACUUUGGCUAACCUUUUCUUACACCGUUGGCGCAUAUACAAUUUGGUCUCUUAAUGGUUGGUUAGCUUUGAUGGGAAUAAUUGACUAUUCAGGUGGUUAUGUGAUCCAUCUUUCUUCAGGAGUAGCUGGUUUUACUGCUGCUUACUGGGUUGGUCCACGAUUGACGAAGGAUAGAGAAAGAUUUCCCCCAAACAACAUUAUUCUUAUGUUAGCCGGUGCUGGCCUUUUAUGGAUGGGCUGGACUGGUUUUAAUGGUGGUGACCCUUAUUCAGCUAGUGCAGAUGCUUCCUUAGCUGUUCUCAAUACCCAUGUGUGUGCUGCCACCAGCCUAUUAACUUGGCUCAUCCUUGACGUCGUGUUCUUCAAGAAGGCUUCUGUAAUUGGUGCGGUUCAAGGCAUGAUCACCGGUCUAGUCUGUAUUACCCCUGCAGCCGGUGUGGUUCAGGGAUACUCGGCGAUAAUAAUGGGACUAUUGUCAGGCUCGAUUCCAUGGUUCACCAUGAUGGUGGUGCACAAGAGAUCCAAGCUUCUCCAGCAAGUCGACGACACAAUGGCUGUCCUACACACACACGCAAUAGCCGGAUCCCUAGGAGGAAUUCUCACGGGCCUAUUUUCAGAGCCACAUUUGUGCUACUUGUUCUAUGGAUUCCCAGCUAAAUACAUGGGAUUAUUUGUAGGUUUGCACCGCGGGACCUCAGAAAGCAUUCGUCAUGGUGUUAGACAGAUGGGUGUUCAAUUACUCGGUAUCUUAUUUGUGAUCGUGCUAAACGUUAUUAUGACAAGCUUAGUGUGUUUGUUUGUGCAACUUUUCGUGCCAUUGAGGAUGUCGGACGAGGAUAUGGAAAUUGGUGAUGAGGCGGCUCACGGGGAAGAGGCAUAUGCUAUUUGGGGACAAGGUGAAAGGCUUGAAAACUCGAGGUUUUCGAAUUAUAACGAUAUCGAGGUUCCAACCAAGCGUGCGGGUUCGGUUGAGUUGACAUGA